AUGCUUCGCCUGGGAGAUGUUCGCGGCGAUGGUGGUGACCGCGACAAGGAUCGCCAAAGCGAUCAUGAUCGUGAAGCUGCUCGACGCCACAGUGAUCGUAUGCACGAUGUCACGCAGCUCAACUCUAGUGGUUCUGCGGAGCCAGGCUGCCAGAGGGGUCUAGGAAUGGAUUCUACAUGCAUCAGCUGCGCCGUCAUCCUGCUGAUCGUGAGCAGCAUGGUCCUGCUUGCCCUGGAGGCGGACUCCUGCGCGCGCUACGGCCUGCACGAUGUUCCCGACUUCUUUGUGUGGGCGAAUCUUGUCGUGUUCCUUCUCUUCACCCUUGAGAUGGGUGUCAGGUUGCUCAAAUCUCCACGCCCAGACGUGCUCUUAGUCUCGGACCUGGUGGUGAUCUGCAUGCAGGGAGUGGAUGUUGGCGUCUCUAUGGUAGCCAGGCUCGCAGCUGGGAGCGAGGUUCAUGCCACGGCCUACUUGCGCAUCGCCCAGUACCUGCGCUGGUUUCGCAUCGUGCGCUGCCUGCGAUUCAUCCCCGCCUUCGCAAGCAUGAAGGUGCAGAUGGACCUCAUCAAAGGGGCCGUGGUACCCCUCCUGUCGGCAGUGUUCGUGCUGUUCUUCUCGAUCUCCACCGUCGCCACUUUGGUAACCGCAGUGGUUGCAGACGCUUGUAGGCAGCAGCCGGACGUGGUCGAGUCCUGCGGGGAGCACUUCGAAUCGAUUUGGGAGAGCAUGUACAACGUCUUCAUGGGAACUUUCGGGGGCCUUGACUUUGAUGACCUAGUGAGGCCAAUUCGAUCCGUCAGUCCCCUCGCCUGCAUCAUCAUCAGUGUGUAUAUGACUCUGAUCUAUUUGAUGAUGAUGACGGUGUUGACGGCUCACCUAUGUCAAAAAGCCGUGGAGACAGCCAGCGCAGACCAGGUGGAAGGCCGGCUUAAGCGACUCUUCCGGGAGAUAACGAAUGGAAGAAAUCGGAUCAGCCUGGACCGGUUCACGGAAGCCCUCAAAGAUUGCAGGAUCAAAGAGCUCUUCGAGCAGCUGGACAUUUCGACGGAGGAUGUCCGGAAGCGGGCUCGCCGUCUCUUUAAGCUGAUCGACGAGAACCAGGACAAGGAUGUGGAGGAGAGGGAGUUUAUCCAUGGCAUCAUGCGACUGCGGGGUCCCGCGAAGAAUCUGAAGCUUUGGGAAGUGCAGUGGGAGAUGCAGAGUGAACUGUCUCGGAUUCGGCAUGACCAAAGCCAGAUCCGGCUAGAACAGAGCGAGACCCGCAAGAUCUUGGAAAGAGAGUUCCGUAGGAUUUUGGAGAGAUCUUGA
Molecule: messenger RNA, 1308 nt
Organism: Symbiodinium sp. CCMP2592
Lineage: Eukaryota; Dinophyceae; Suessiales; Symbiodiniaceae
Source: the annotation of a GenBank genome assembly